AAUAUCGCUAUCCGAAGCGCAUUCGAUUACCCUAUAUUUGGUGACAUGUCAUCGGGACAACAGUCCCUAGUCCUGUAUUGAUACUCCACAGCCCAUAUAUACAAAGUUCUUCAACCUUGUCCCCAACGCCAUCCCCUUCUGUUGCCUCUUUGUGAGGACCAGCCAACAUGGCAACUGAAUGGUCGCUUGACUUCUGCCUUGCUUGUGACCGUCAGACCCUAGGGGAACCAUAUUGCUCCCAAGCCUGCAGGCUGGCUGAGCUGGAUACCGUCUCGAAGGAGGCGACAGCACCUCAUGCGAUCGUGUGUCCACAACCAACUAGGCCCCCCAGACAAGCUGGGCGUUCUGUGACCGGAUCUUUCGUAACAACGGGAACGGCGCCGGCGGGAUCACCUGGUUCCCAAUACCCCAAAAGGGUACUAUCGCCAUCUUCUUCGCAGACAUCACUGUCGUCGGUCAAGAGCAGCUCAUCACGGUCCUUCGUGGUAGCAAGUCAAUUCAAAAACGAGCUACGGGAUUAUGCAUGCAGCUUCGACCACGUCCGUGACUUGAAAAGACGUUUCGCAUCUUAGCGCCCUAUGAUUACAGCCCUCAUAGACAUCUAUUCCCGAGAUCUAUUCUCCAUGAGCACCAUUGUAUCGAAGCAAUGGUGGCUAUUGUGGACAAAACCCACGGACCCCUCGCACUUCAGC
This is a messenger RNA of Aspergillus costaricaensis CBS 115574, 692 nucleotides long. RefSeq lists its product as uncharacterized. The record is from RefSeq and is a predicted model, not a curated record. Lineage: Eukaryota; Fungi; Ascomycota; Eurotiomycetes; Eurotiales; Aspergillaceae. The transcript has a single exon. The coding region runs from base 168 to 572 and encodes 134 amino acids.